This is a messenger RNA of Aspergillus tanneri, 1548 nucleotides long. It is a transcript of the gene trpE, whose product is annotated as anthranilate synthase TRP2. NCBI's taxonomy places the organism in Eukaryota, Fungi, Ascomycota, Eurotiomycetes, Eurotiales, Aspergillaceae. The coding region runs from base 1 to 1548 and encodes 515 amino acids. The record is from RefSeq and is a predicted model, not a curated record. Gene Ontology annotation, biological process: L-tryptophan biosynthetic process. The transcript is spliced from 4 exons. Gene Ontology annotation, molecular function: anthranilate synthase activity.
AUGGCACCACCGGUUACCAUCGUGCCGUCAUUGGAGACAGCCAAAGAUGUUGUCGAUCGAUACAAAGACUCGAGUUAUCCCCCGAACUUUCUCCCGAUCACUGCAUCGAUUCCUGCCGAUCUUUUGACCCCGACGUUGGCAUAUCUGAAAAUCGCGGAGAAGUCGAAAUUGUCCUUUCUCUACGAAAGCGCGGCAACUACCGAGACGAUUGGGAGAUACAGCUUUGUCGGUGCCGAUCCCUAUAAGGUUCUCAAAACCGGUCCCGGCCAUGGACCCGAAUGCGACCCCCUUCCCAUUCUGGAGAAGGAGCUCUCUGGAUUCCGCGUGGCGACAGUCCCCGGCUUGACUCUACCUCCCCUCACGGCCGGUGCGAUCGGCUAUGUUGGAUACGACUGCGUGCGCUACUUCGAGCCCAAGACGGCACGGCCGCUCAAGGACGUGCUCGAGAUCCCGGAGUCUUUGUUCAUGUUGUUCAAUACAAUUAUUGCUUUCGAUCACUUUUUCCAGGUCGUCAAGAUCAUUACAUAUAUUCCCAUCGCUAAGACGGGUGCGGAUCUCGAGACUGAAUACCACCGCGGUGAAGAAACCAUCCAGCACAUCAUCGAGACCCUGCUGCGGCCGGAGUAUCCCUUGCCUCCCCAGGGUCCCAUUGUACCAAACCAGGAGUAUACGUCCAAUAUCGGACAAGAGGGCUACGAGCGACAUGUGACGAGGCUGAAGGAGCACAUUUCCAAAGGAGAUAUUUUCCAGACGGUGCCGUCGCAACGGUUGUCGCGCCCCACCUCCCUACAUCCCUUCAACCUCUUCCGCCAUUUGCGCACCGUCAACCCGUCGCCAUACCUCUUCUACAUUGACUGCGAGGCAUUCCAGCUGGUGGGCGCCAGCCCCGAGCUGCUGGCCAAGGAGGAAAAAGGCCGGAUUAUCACCCACCCCAUUGCCGGGACCGUCAAGCGCGGCAAGACGGUCGAGGAAGACGAGCAGCUGGCGGACGAACUACGCGGAAGUCUAAAGGAUCGGGCCGAGCACGUUAUGUUGGUGGACCUAGCGCGCAACGAUGUGAACCGGGUGUGCGACCCAUCCACGACGCAGGUCGACCGGCUGAUGGUGGUAGAGAAGUUCUCGCAUGUGCAACAUCUGGUGUCGCAGGUGUCGGGGGUUCUGCGCCCUGACAAGACCCGGUUCGACGCGUUCCGGUCAAUCUUCCCGGCGGGGACGGUGUCGGGCGCUCCCAAGGUACGGGCGAUGCAGCUCAUCGCCGAGCUCGAGGGCGAAAAACGGGGAGUCUACGCGGGAGCCGUGGGCUACUUUGGGUAUAAUAUCUCCAGCGGAGAUGGCGGCGCGGAGAUUCCGGGGGCGAUGGACACCUGCAUUGCGCUGCGAACGAUGCUGGUCAAGGACGGAGUGGCAUAUCUUCAAGCCGGAGGGGGGAUUGUCUUCGAUUCGGACCCCUACGAUGAAUACGUGGAGACACUGAACAAGCUGGGAGCGAACAUCGCGUGCAUCAAAGGAGCAGAAGCGAAGUAUCUGAGCAUGGAACAGGAGAAAUGA